Molecule: messenger RNA, 1207 nt
Organism: Patiria miniata (bat star)
Lineage: Eukaryota; Metazoa; Echinodermata; Asteroidea; Valvatida; Asterinidae
Product: meiosis regulator and mRNA stability factor 1-like
Exons: 7
Coding region: 150-1112 (320 amino acids)
Source: RefSeq, a predicted model, not a curated record
UAUACAGGGAGCCUUUACCAGAGCCAUGUGAACCAUUUUGUUCCAUCCAUGAUUGUCAAGACACUCUGCAAUACAGACAUGUGACACAAGACCCAUUUGUCAUCGUGUCCAUCCGGACAUUUUCUUCUCAGGUUCACACUCUGCUGCUAAUGCACAAUGGAAAGAUACCACUAAUCAGUUUUAUGGUUUGUUAUUCUGCUGAAUUCUCAACAUUAACAGAGGACUUUGAAAAUGGAGUACCUUUGGAACACUUGUUGACCUGUAUCCAAGGUGUACGAGUAGGAGUGAGUCGAGACGGCUUCAAAACUGUGUGUUGGGAACAGAGUAAACCACAGCCAGAAACUGGAAGCAGAAGCAGCACUCCUUUGCUACCUCCACAGUUAUUCCAGUUUAGUAAGGAGGCAGUUGAGCUUCUCAAACACACUCCAAGAUGCAGACUGGCCUUCUCAAAGUUCAUUCCCAGCUACCAUCAUCACUUUGGUCGUCAGUGCCGUGUAGCAGACUAUGGCUUUCUUAAGCUCAUAGAACUUUUUGAUGCAAUAUCACACGUGAUGCAGGUACUUGGGAUGACUGAGAAUAAACUACUGACCCUGACCCACCGUACACAGAUCAAACGAUUCUCACAAGACUUACUUAAAGUGCUCAAGUCACAAGCCAGCAGACAGAUGACACUUCAGGAAUUUCCAUCAGCCUACCUUAGAUGCUUUAAUAAACCUUGGAAAGUCACAGAUUAUGGUGUUUGCGACCUUCAAGAUCUACUGACUGAGGUCCCGGAAACAAUGGCCAUGAUAAACUGGAAUGGAGAUGAUACACUGAUCUUCAUACCAAAGCGGGAGCAAAGUAGAGAAGAGCUGAUUCGUAUGCGCAAGUUCAGUAGGGAAGUAGUGGACCUCCUUUCCAGUCAGCCUCGCUACCGCAUUCUCUUCUCAAAGUUCAUCCCAACUUAUCACCAUCACUUUGGACGUCAGUGUCGAGUUGGUGACUAUGGCUUUAAUAAACUUCUAGAAUUGUUUGAGGCAAUGGAGGAUGUUAUUCAGGUAUGUAGACUAAACCUUUUCAACAUAUUAGUAAUAAUUUACACAAAAGGUCAAUACAAUAGAUAUUGCUGUUAACUAUGCGGAAUCUUAUAGACUCUGUGCAUGAACAGCAGAUGGUGCUUUGUAACCACUUUCCAGAGUUCCAGUGGGAGGAACGCACCGCAUGCGUG